AUGAAUCGCUGGGUGAAAAAGAUUGCCGUUGUGACAGGAGCGAGUGCAGGAAUCGGUGCUGCGAUUGCCAAGGAUCUGGCCAAAGCUGGGAUGAUCGUCGUGGGAUUGGCGAGAAGAGUGGAAAAAGUCGAAGAGCUGAAGAAUGAUCUUCCUGAAGAUGUGCGCCAAAAUCUUCAUUCCGCGAAGUGUGACGUGAUGAAAGAAGAGGAAAUCAUAAAGACUUUUGCUUGGAUUGUGGAGAAAUUCGGAGGAGUGGAUGUCCUGAUCAACAAUGCCGGAUUUCUUGAUCAUUCUGUGCGACUUAUUGAUGAAGAAAAUUCCUCUACUAUUCUUAACACUAUUCACACAAAUAUCCUCGGUUUGAUUUUCUGCACUCGCGAGGCUUUCAAAUCCAUGAAGAAGCGAUGCUUUGCUGGUCAUGUGAUCAAUGUGAAUAGUAUUUCUGGUCAUUCUGUUCCGCAGAAGAUUGAUCCAUUCACACUGAAUGCCUAUCCGGCAUCUAAAUUCGCCAUGACUGCGCUUACGGAAAUGUAUCGCCAGGAGUUUUCCAAGGAGAACUUUGGAGUGAGAGUAACCAGUGUUAGUCCAGGAAUUGUGCGCACGGAAAUGGCGCCUAUUGAUAGUCCGAUAGGCGGGAUGUUUCCUUUCUUGGAGGUUCAAGAUGUGUGUGAUGCUCUGCGAUAUGCUUUGGCGACGCCGCCGAGGGUGAAUGUGCAGGAAAUCAUGUUGAAACCUUUGGGAGCCGAUUAUUGAUACUUUUUAAUGCAAUUGUGACUAUAACAUGAAAAAAUAUGCCUAAUAAAGUAAUAUGUGGGAACCUUUCCUUCACCUUUCUACAAUCACAAUCACAAUUUCAAUGCAAAUUGAUUACUAUAGAUUGCUGAUAAUUACACGAUACACACAUUCAUUGGU
Molecule: messenger RNA, 912 nt
Organism: Phlebotomus argentipes
Lineage: Eukaryota; Metazoa; Arthropoda; Insecta; Diptera; Psychodidae
Product: farnesol dehydrogenase-like
Exons: 1
Coding region: 1-753 (250 amino acids)
Molecular function (GO): oxidoreductase activity
Source: RefSeq, a predicted model, not a curated record